ACACUGAAGAUACCUCAGGCACGGAUCUUUUGCCUGAAACAAGUUCAGCCACGCUCUAUGCAGAUAAGAACCAACAACUCGCGGAGCAGCUGAGCAUGCGCUUCUUGACUCGCCGUCGAGAUAUAUCAUAUGCUGCAUGCAUGAGGAGGGACAGUGCAGGAAGGGAAACUCUCAAACUCACUCACCACCCCAUCCCAACCCCCAAACCAGGGCCACGGCCACCACCCAUCACCUAUCCACGAAUCCCCGGCAUCGAAGCCGUCGGCAUCGUCGACGGAGCCCCAGGCCUAGAACACACGUUCCCGCGGGGUAGCAUCGUAGCGACCGCCAUGGGCGGGAUGGCGACUGUUUUCGACGGGGGCUACGCCGAGUACACAUGCGUACCAGCGGGGCAGACGCAGCUCCUCCGGCUCAAAACGACUCUGCCAUGGGAGAUCCUCGGAGCGAUCCCGGUGAUGGUGCCGACGGCGUGGGGGGCGCUGAUUCGGUCGCUGGGGCUUAGGGCCCGGGAUCGAUUGCUGAUACGCGGGGGACGACGGCUUACGACGAGGAAGAAGGAGCGGGAGGCGAUGUUACUUGAGAAUGGGGCGGAUCGGGUCUGGAUUGAUGAUGGCGCGGUUGCAGCGCAGAUUGGGGAUGCUGGCUCGGGGCUGGUGGGUGCGGCUACUUUGGCUGACUCGCUGCGGUGUGUGAAGAAAGGGGGUGUUGUAUCUCUGGUGGGCAGGUUGAGCGAGAAGGAGGAUCUGGAGCAGGUGGAUCUGAUGGAGUUGAUCCCUUCUGGGAUCAAGCUGACGGUGUACCGGGGGACGUCUGAGGAUUUCAUGAGCACGCCGCUGGAUGCGAUACUGAGGCUGGUUGAGCAGGGACGUUUGAAAUUCAAGAUAGGACGAGUGUUGCGGAUGGAACAGAUUGUCGAGGCCCAUCGGUGUAUGGAAGAGAAUGAAGCGGAAGGGAAGAUUGUGAUUCUCCCUUGA
This is a messenger RNA of Aspergillus novofumigatus IBT 16806, 974 nucleotides long. RefSeq lists its product as uncharacterized. Gene Ontology annotation, molecular function: oxidoreductase activity. The transcript is spliced from 5 exons. NCBI's taxonomy places the organism in Eukaryota, Fungi, Ascomycota, Eurotiomycetes, Eurotiales, Aspergillaceae. The coding region runs from base 96 to 974 and encodes 292 amino acids. The record is from RefSeq and is a predicted model, not a curated record.